Messenger RNA from Ziziphus jujuba (common jujube), 958 nucleotides. RefSeq lists its product as uncharacterized. NCBI's taxonomy places the organism in Eukaryota, Viridiplantae, Streptophyta, Magnoliopsida, Rosales, Rhamnaceae. The record is from RefSeq and is a predicted model, not a curated record. Bases 85 to 624 code for a protein of 179 amino acids. The transcript has 4 exons.
AAAGGGAAACAGAGAGCAGCAUCAGAAUCAAAGUAAAUCAUCAUAAAAAAAAAAUUAUUUAAAAAAAAAAAAAAAAAAAAAACCAUGGUGGGUCAAUGGACGGUGAAUAAACCGAGCAGGAGCGACGAAGUGGUUGAUGCAGAUCAACAGCUCAAACUCGCCGAGCAGAUCAGAGCUCAGUUUGACUCUAUUACCCCAAAACGACCACUCAAACCCAACAGAAGCGAACCCGAUUCAUCAACACCAACCCCUGAUCAGACCAUCCAAAACCAUACCAUUCCUGAGCUUCGCAAGUUUCGUUCUCUUCAAUCUCAAUCCCAUGUUAUUUUUUCAACAGAAGGAGUUUCAACGGUUCCAGAUAAUGAAUUUGUGGAGACCCAGUACUAUAGGGAAUUGGAUUCCAUUGAGAAAGAGCACCACACGACAGGAAGUGGUUUUAUAAAGAUUGGAAAAGAAGGCAAUGAAGAUGGCUAUGGAAUUCAGUUACCACAAGUUCAUAGUAAUGGUGAAGCUCGAGCUGUUGGGUGUUUCAGAAGCAACCCAGCAACGAAUGACUGGGUUCCUAGCACCGAUGACGAUCAGAUUUUCAUAUCCUCAAAACCAAAUCGGAGCGAAAGCUCUUAGUAGAUCUGCAGAGAGAUUAGUGAUUGGAAAUGAAAGAGAUAGGCCUUGUGGUUUUACCAACUCUUCCUUAAAUUAUGUUAUACAACGUCUUUGUUGUUGGUGUUGUCGUCGUUGGAUAAAAGAAAAUGAGAUAAGGAUUGGGAUUUGGUGGAAAGCUUUGAAAAUUAUAUUUAGAAUAACAUAUAAAAAAUUGUGUAAUGGAAACUUCAAGCACCUUUUUUUUUUAUGUCGUUCUUAUCCAUUCACACUGUUAACGCCAAUAUUUUAAAUGGAUGUUGUGUCAACCUGUUUGUCAUGACACCUUAUAUGCUAAGCCGAUCUGCAAUUACUGAUA